Messenger RNA from Epinephelus fuscoguttatus (brown-marbled grouper), 6188 nucleotides. It is a transcript of the gene slc2a15a, whose product is annotated as solute carrier family 2 member 15a. Gene Ontology annotation, biological process: monosaccharide transmembrane transport. The transcript has 12 exons. The record is from RefSeq and is a predicted model, not a curated record. Gene Ontology annotation, molecular function: hexose transmembrane transporter activity. The coding region runs from base 606 to 2171 and encodes 521 amino acids. NCBI's taxonomy places the organism in Eukaryota, Metazoa, Chordata, Actinopteri, Perciformes, Serranidae. Gene Ontology annotation, cellular component: membrane.
CUCUCUGUUUAUUUCCUCUCUCCUUCUAUUGUUUCCUUCCUUUCAUUUGUGUCCUUCUCUCCUUUCCUUGUUCCCUCCACUAUUUUCUUCAUUUGUUUUCUCAUUUCCUCUCCUUGUUUCCCUGUCUACUCUCCUGUCUUCUGCUCUCCUCUCCUCUGUUUGUUUCCCCUCCUCUCUCAUUUUCUUCUUUCUUCUUCUCUAGUUUCCCCUCUCCUCCUGUUUCCUCAUCUCCUCUCAUUUCCUCCUCUCUAUUUUGUUUCCUCUUUUUCUGUCCUCUCUUUGCCUCUCUUCUUGUUUCCUCCACUCCUUGCCUCCUCUUCUGUCUCUCUUUUUGUAAAUUCACUUAAAGUUAAUUGCUUCCAACAGGCUUUUCUCUCAGUCUGUCACGCUGCUCUCUGUCAUGUGAUGACACUGUGUUGGUCUUGUUAUCGGGGGCUGUGGAUUGCUGCAGGGUGGAGAGGCCCAUUGCACAUGAACUGGGCUGAUGACUUAAUCGCGUGUACACUGUGUGUUCACGCUUGCUACUACAGCCAUGAGAUCCUCUGCAGUGUAAAGAGAGACCCUUCUGCUGGUUGCUGUUUGGGACUGGAUAACAGAUCUCCCAAAUGGCCGAGGAGGUUUUAAUUCCGUCGGGGAAAAUCACAUCGCAACUGACCGGCUCUUUGUUGGCGGUGGCGUUCCUUACCUCCUUUGGUAGCUCCAUGCUUUAUGGCUACAAUCUGGCAGUGGUCAACUCCCCUGCUGUGUACAUAAAAGACUUCUACAAUAAGACAGCGCUGCGUCGCAAUGGAACAGGCCUCAGUGGGGAGACCCUCACCCUUAUGUACUCUCUCACUGUCUCUGUCUUCGCUAUUGGUGGUCUGCUGGGCUCCCUCAUCGUGGGCAUACUGGUCUCUCGCUUCGGCAGGAAAGGCACAGUGGUAAACGCAACAGUGUUGGUGUUUAUUGCUGGCUCACUCAUGGGCUUCAGCAGGAUUUGUGGUUCACCUGAGAUGGUCAUCAUUGGCCGCUUCAUCACAGGAAUCCACUCAGGCAUCUCUCUAAGUGUGGUGCCAAUGUACCUGGGCGAGAUAGCACCUAAGAAUCUGCGAGGCUUCCUGGGUCUUGUCCCAAGUAUCUUUAUUGGCACUGGAGUCUUCGCUGCCCAAAUCCUCGGCCUACAUGAGCUUUUAGGAAAGGAGGAGCACUGGCCCCUCUUUCUGUCAGUGAUAGUGGUACCAACUUUUAUCCAGUUGAUGAUGUUGCCAUGGUUCCCAGAGAGUCCCAGGUACCUGCUGAUUGAGAAGCACAACGUCCAUGCCACCAUCACAGCCCUGAAGUGGUACAGAGCCAAAUGUAACAUCCAGGCUGAGAUUGAAGAGAUGCAAGAGGAGCAGCGCUCCCUGUCCUCAGUGGAGACACUGUCAGUAUGGAAACUGUUGCUGGAUGGUACAGUCCGCUGGCAACUGCUGAGCGUAGUCGUCAUCAACAUCGGCAUGCAACUGUCUGGCAUCGAUGCUAUCUGGUUCUAUACCAAUGACAUCUUUAAGAAUGCGGGUAUCCCAGCAGCAGAGAUCCAGUAUACCACAGCAGGGACAGGAAUUAUAGAGAUCAUCGCUGGACUCAUUGGGUGUUUCUCCAUAGAGAAGCUGGGCAGGAGGCCUCUCAUGAUUGGGGGUUUUUCCGUGAUGGGCAUCUGCAGUGCAGGAAUCACAGUAGCCCUCAUUUUACAGGCUCACCUAUCAUUCAUGCGCUACGUCAGUGUCUGCUGUGUAGUUGGCAUCAUCGCUGGCUUCUGUAUCGGUCCAGCGGGGGUUCCCUUCCUGAUCACAGCAGAGCUGUUUAAACAGUCCCACCGCCCGGCAGCCUACAUUGUUGGAGGAUCACUCAACUGGCUGUCUAACUUCACUGUUGGCUUCGUCUUCCCCUUCUUACAGAUGUCAGCAGGGUCUUACUGCUACUUGGUGUUUUGCACCAUCUGUCUGGCCGUGGCAGUUUAUGUCUACAUUGUGAUCCCAGAGACCAAAAACAAGACAUUCAUGGAGAUCAGCCGGAUGUUCUCUAAGAAGGAGGCAGUGCUUGAGACCCAAGGCCUGACCCACGUGGACCAGCUAAAACUGAAGAAGAUGAAUGGCUAUGGUGGUAUGGAACAUACUUCACUGGAGUUCGACAGUUCUUCUUCUGUACCCUAACUGAGCUCCAGGUUUUCACUGGGACUGCAAAACUAUUCAUUACUUCUCUUUGCCAUUCCACCAUUGUAAUAUGUACACAUUAACCAAACACCACUUAGCCUGGACUCAGUGGGCUCUGGGAGGGUGUACUGUAAAUCAAGCAAUUAAUAUACAGUGCAGUAUGCAGUUCUGGCAUUUGCAGUUGUUUAUUAAUUAUUUUUUUCAGUCUGAGCCAUUAAAGGAAAAGUCCAGCUAAAUUAAACUGGGUCUUAUUUUCAUAGAUUUGGCAGUUCUUCCUAUCAGUACUAAUAAAAUUGUUUUCACCAAACCACUAGCUGAGAUCUGGGACCACACUGACAUCACUAAAAGGAAGUCUGAUAGGACAAGAAACAGACCAUCAGACGGUUGGAAACAAACCUCCAAGUUAGGCAUUUGGAUGGAAAAUCCAUCACAGUUCAUAAACUUACUUCCUGCUUGAUCUUUGACCUACUGUACUUACUGUAGUUGAGCACAGUUUUCCUGUUCAACAAGGGAUUAUUAGCAAUACUUCAGGUGCUCUCACUUUCAGUUUGCCCUUCAAAUGAAGUGGUUUAGAUAAGCUUAAUAAACGUUUGGUUAGCAUUUUUGUGCAACUUCACUGUAUAAUUGUCACCAUAUUCCCAGAUCACAACAAUUACUUUGUUGAGUAAAAUGUGAUCACAGCUGUUAGGAAUGAUGGACAAACUGCAAAAAUAAGAUGCAAGUUGUAGUAAACCACACUUGUGCUUUAAUAAACUAUGAAAACAAGCCUUCCAUGGGAGGCAAAGUAUUUAAGAGAAAAGCUAUGAUUUCUCUCAACUUGGCUCUAAUAUUUUGUAGUUUAGGCCAGUGGUUCCCAACUGGUGGGUCCAAAAGUUGGUCACAGGUCCAUUCUGAAUGGACCACAAGUGACUCAUGAACAUGACAAGUUUGUAAAAAAACACACUUUCUGGUGCAUAGCUGUUAUUUUGAAGUGCCAUUUCCUGCCGUAGAGUACUGACUAAUGGACAGCUACUUGACAGAGACAGAAAACUAGCUCGACGAUAUGGCCAAACGGAAGUAUGCUGUGAAUAUAUUAAACUGUGUAGACCUUGAACUAAUGACGAAGGAGAAAAUCUGGACCCCAUGGUUUGACCAGUUGGGAAUCACUGGUUAAGGCCAUCAGUUUAAUCUGCAAUAAUGACAUUGCACUCACCAAAGUGAUUGCCAAGCUCUCUGAAUGUCGAGAUAAAUAUCAUCAAAAUGUCAUCGAUAAAAAUAGACCGGGUAAAUGGGUCAACCAACCGUCAUACCAUUUAGUGCUUUAUAUUUUAAGAAUGAAGACACCAUCUUCCAACAUAACUAUACAUACUAUACUACAUAAAUAAUGAUGGAAUAUGGAAGUCUGGAUGAGAUCAGCACAGCUGCUAAACUUGCUAAAAAUUUAAUUACAGAAAAAAACUAGACUUAGGUUUCCCUUACAGUUUAUAUCCAUGUCUGUGAAAACAUGGAUGCUUCACACCCAAUGUCCCCCAGGCAGCACAGAAGAUCUAUAAAAUCAGCACAAUUUCAAGGUGGACACCCAAGAUUAGAGUUACCAUUUCAGUAUCUGACCAAAUAUUUUCCCUUCUGUAUCUGAGAUAUGACAUUGAAUAAUGGCCAGAAAAGUGUUUUAUGCAUAACAUUAUGAUGUCACAGUGAGGUUGACCUUUGACCUUUUGGGUAUAAAAUGUCAUCACUUCAUCAUUUUAUCCUAGUUGACAUUUGUGGGAAGUUUUCUCAUAAUUAGUGUAUGAAUUCUUGAGUUAUGCCUAAAAUCUUAUUUUGUGAGGUUACACUGACCUUGACCUUUGACCACAAAAUUCUUAUCAGUUUAUUCUUCAGUCCAAGUGGACGUGCGUGUCAAAUUUAAGGAGAUUCGCUCACGGUCCUCUUAAGAUUUUCACAAAAAUGAGACAGACAAGGACACAGUGACCUUGAUCCUUGACCACCAAACUCUAAUCAGAUCAUCCUUGAAGAAAUUCCCUCAAGGUGUUCUUAAGAUAUUGCGUUCACGACAAUAAGAUUUAUGCAAGGUCACAGCAAUCUUAACCUUUGACCCUUGACCACCAAAAACUAAUCAGUUCAUCAUUGAGUCCAAGCUGACCUUUGCGCCAAAUCUGUAGAAAUUCCCUCUAGGCGUUCUCGAGAUAUCACAUUCACGAGAAUGAGAUAGACACGGUCACAGUGACCUUGACCUUUGACCUUUGACCACCAAAAACAAAUCAGUUCAUAGAGUCCAAGUGGACAUUUUUGCCAAAUUUGAAGAAAUUCCCUUGAGACAUUCUUGAGAAACCUUGUUCACAAGGAUGGGACGGACGGACGGACAUCUGAGAACAUAAUGCCUCUUGCCAUGGUUAUUGCUGCAGUGGAGACAUAAAAAUGUUAAAUUGGCAUAUUUCUUUGAUCAUCUUGAAAAAUGUUACCUGCUUCCAUCUAUCUAUAAACUACACUGGAUGUUUUUGAUGCAUUGGUUACCAGAUGGUCAGUUUUGAAAUGCAGCUUUUCAACACCAGACACUUCUGUCAUUGGGGGUGGGGGGGUUAGGUUUUCUAUCCUGGCACUUUCCUAAAAAUUUUUUGUUUGAAAUAAAAUGGGCAUCACUAGCUGCAAACAACCACAUAUCUGUAUCCAUUGUUUGAAUGCAAGCAGUGCUUAAGCGAUUUACAUGGGUGUCCCACAUGUCACCAUGAAAACACAAACCAUUAAACAACAAAUACAUGUCAAGGUAUUAACUUGGGCAGACUCAACAAAACUAUUGGAGCCUGGGCAGAAAUUAACAUUUUAAUAUAAUUUUUUUUUAAUCUUUAAACAUUGCAGUAAAUAUAAUCCAUUGUGGGAAACCCUGAUAUUUAUGCAUGUUAUUUUAUUGUAAAGUUACAUUUCUUGUUUAUAUUUUCCCUUGUCAAUUUACAGACUGUACAGUAAAAUGUGCUGAAAUUGUUUUGUACAAACAGCAAAAUACAGUUUGUUUAAAUACAUGGAAAUGUGCAUGUCUUUUUGAAUUGUUGAAAGAUAACUACAUUAAUUAAACUAGAAAACCACUCGGGGAGCGCAGACCUCCGCCAAGCAGCUUGGAUUUCCCGCCAUUUUAUUAUUUUAUCCACUUCGCUUCAACCAAUCACCACCAAAAUUCAUCUUCUUCAAUUCAUCAUCUGUUCCUUGUCCCAUUAUCAACCUUUCCUGAAAAUUUCAUCAAAAUCCGUUCAGAACUUUUUGAGUUAUUUUGCAGACAAACAAACAGACCAACGCUGGCGAAAACAUAACCUCCUUGGCGGAGGUAAUAAUAUUGUAGUACUGUGUCUGUGUGUUUUAAUGACUGAUUGUUAACAAUUUCUCUAGUAGCACAUCCCUUUCACGAUUCCUUAGCAUGGUGAAGAGCGGGACAACAGCUCCUGGUAGGGUUUCUCAAAGCAAAACGGUCUCAAGGAAAGACCCAGACUGAGCGAUUCACAGAUCCUAUGAAUCAGACAUGAUGGAGAUGAAGCACCUCAUCCAGAAAAGGAAAAACCGGGGCACCCCUGUGAGUAAUCUGGUGGCCAGGCCUUGACCCAUGUGGCUCAUGGUGCUGCUGGCCUGUGGACCAAACACUGACAGGCAUAGGUACUGAAGUGGUGUGAGCCAGGCGGCAGGCAAGGGCGAAGAUCUAUACUGAUCCCUGGCAUCACAGACUGGCUUAAGGGACACUGAAUAUUACCUCUUUGGCAGGGACAGAACUGGAGUUGAUGCAGGAAGAGGAGCAGUACCCACUACUAGGAGACAGGGUCACCUCUUUGCUUAGCACUGGUUCAACAGCCAAACUCCUGGAGAGUAGGGCUGGGCGAUACAACGACUAUGUACGAUAUCUUGAUAUAUUUUUAAGCAAGAUAUAAAUUUAGACAAUACCGUUUAUAUUGAUAUAGGGUAAAGUUGCGUAGCAUCAACACACUCUCCACUUUCAAAUCCUGCUUAAAAACUUUCAAAUAGCCUAUUCAGUAUGACUCCCAUCCACCUAGCCACAUA